Cicer arietinum (chickpea) is the source of this 707-nucleotide messenger RNA. The record is from RefSeq and is a predicted model, not a curated record. Lineage: Eukaryota; Viridiplantae; Streptophyta; Magnoliopsida; Fabales; Fabaceae.
AUGAUCUUUAGCAGAAGUGAAUGGUUAGCUUGUAAAUGGGAGUAUCGUGGUGAGGAAGCAAAGCAGAAGGCAAAGGAAGCAAAGCAGAAGGCAAAGGAAGCAAAGCAGAAGGAAAACGAAUCAGAGGAAGCAAAGCAGGAAGCAAACGAAGCAAAGGAAGCAAAGCAGAGGACAAACGCAGCAAAGCAAAAGGAAUGGGAAGAAAAGCAGAAUGCAUUAGAAGCAAAGCAGAAGGCAAAGAACGCAAAGCUGAAAGCAAAGGAAGCAAAGCAGUUGGAAUGGGAAGCAAAACAGAAGGAAAAACGUAGGGAAGCUUUGGCAAAGGCAAAGGCAAAGGUAAAGGAACUAAAGAAUAAGGUAAGAAAAUUAAAGCAGAAGGAAAUCGAGAGGGAAGCUUGGGAAAAGGCAAAGGCAAAGGGAAUGACAAAGCCACAUUAUAAAUUUUAUUAUUGGAAUUGGAAUUCGAAUAUGCCAAGGGGUUAUUAGUUGUAAAAAAAAAUAUAAAAUAAAGCAUACAUUAUAAUCAUUGCAUGAUUGGGUGAAUGAAUAAUAAUAAUAAGAUUGAUUUUCAAGGUUAAAUUGGGGGUCAAUGUGAGGGAAAUAAAUUUUAGUCUUAUGAACUUUUAAGGUUAAUUUUUGAAAGAGUCUUCUUUUGGAGAUCAACGUGAACGAUUCUUGGUUGAAGAGACGAUAAAGAUACUUUAACA